Messenger RNA from Megalops cyprinoides (Indo-Pacific tarpon), 5359 nucleotides. RefSeq names its product endothelial PAS domain-containing protein 1-like. Gene Ontology annotation, molecular function: DNA-binding transcription factor activity, RNA polymerase II-specific; RNA polymerase II transcription regulatory region sequence-specific DNA binding; protein dimerization activity. The record is from RefSeq and is a predicted model, not a curated record. Gene Ontology annotation, cellular component: cytoplasm; transcription regulator complex; nucleus. The transcript is spliced from 16 exons. Gene Ontology annotation, biological process: cellular response to hypoxia; regulation of transcription by RNA polymerase II. Bases 398 to 2965 code for a protein of 855 amino acids. NCBI's taxonomy places the organism in Eukaryota, Metazoa, Chordata, Actinopteri, Elopiformes, Megalopidae.
GCUCGAACCGUCCCAGGUUUUGCGGGCAGAGGAGGGGAAACUUUUUGACAAGAGGACUGAACUCACAAACUUAAGAGCGUAUUCCUUAGACCUUCCAGACUUGUCUUCGCGGGAUGGGAGAAGCUGUACAAUCCUCAGCAGUGUUCUGAGACUGUACAGGGCGCUCCAACAGCACUAGGGACUACUGCUAUAUAUUUUGUUUGUUUGUUUUGCGUGACAAAAUUAGGCUAGAUUAAAUCCCCGUUUCCGUUUCGGUGAAAUAUUUGCGGUUUGCGUUGUUUGUUAUACUUUUGUUUAGCUCACGUUUUUCCGCAGCCUAAACGGUUGGUUGAAACAAAAGCACUUGGAUUUUUUUGCGGACAAGGGGAGAUAAACGAAAGGACAUUUGUCAAAUACCAUGACCGCUGAAAGAGAAAAGAAGAGGAACCCCUCGGAGCGCAGGAAGGAGAAGUCGCGGGAUGCAGCCCGCUGCCGGCGCAGUAAGGAGACAGAGGUGUUCUACGACCUGGCGCACCAGCUGCCCCUCCCCCACGGCGUUAGCGCGCACCUGGACAAGGCCUCAAUCAUGAGGCUGGCCAUCAGCUACCUGCGCACACACAGAAUCCUGCGCUCAGGACAACCCGACAGAGAGACAGACGAGGACAGACAGAUGAGCAGCCUCUGCCUGAAGUCGCUGGAGGGCUUUGUCGCCAUGGUUACGUCAGACGGCGACAUGAUCUUCGUGUCUGAGAACAUCAACAAAGUCAUGGGCCUGACACAGGUGGAACUAAUGGGACACAGCAUCUUCGACUUCACGCACCCCUGUGACCACGAGGAGAUCCGGGAGAGCCUCAGCCUCAGAUCAGGUUUUGGAAAGAAAAACAGAGAAAGGACCUCCCAGCGAGACUUCUUCAUGAGGAUGAAGUGUACCGUGACGAAUCGGGGUCGCACCGUCAACCUCAAGUCAGCCAGCUGGAAGGUUUUACAUUGCACCGGACACCUGAAGGUGUACAGCAGCUGCCCGUCCCGUGCACUGUGCGGGUUUAAGGAGCCGCCCCUCGUCUGCAUGGUCAUGCUGUGUGAGCCCAUCCCUCACCCCUCCAGCGCCGACCCGCCCCUCGACGACAAGGCCCCGCCCCUCGACAGCAAGACUUUCCUCAGCCGCCACAGCAUGGACAUGAAGUUCACCUAUUGUGACGACCGGGUGAAGGAGCUGAUGGGAUACAGCCCUGAGGAUCUCUUGGGGCGGUCCGUGUAUGAGUUCUACCACGCACUGGACUCCGACAUCGUGACCCGGAGCCACCAGAACCUGUGCACUAAGGGCCAGGUGGUGAGUGGGCAGUACCGCAUGCUGGCGAAGAAUGGUGGUUACGUGUGGGUGGAGACUCAGAGCACCGUCAUCUACAACAGCCGCAACUCCCAACCCCAGUGCGUUGUGUGCGUCAACUACGUCCUGAGUGACAUUGAGGAGAGGUCGACGCUGUUUUCUCUGGAUCAGACGGAGUCUCUGUUUAAGCCUCACUCAGUGCUGACCAUGAGCAGCUUCUUCAGGGAGGGCGGGGCUGAACCCGCGGGUGGGGCAAAUGAGGUUCUCUUCACCAAGCUGAAGGAGGAGCCCGAGGAGCUGGCCCAGCUCGCCCCUACACCUGGAGACACCAUCGUUGCGCUCGACUUUGGGUCCCCGUUUGAGGAGUCCCCUGUCAGCCAGUCAUGGGGCAGCGAGAUCUCCAAGCCCAGUCCUGCCAGCGAGCUCUUCUCUGUGCCCCAGCCGACACCCCAGGGCAGAGCCACGCCCAGCACCACACCCUGUGCCACCCCCAGCAGCACACCUGGUCUGAGCUCCUGCUGUGGCUCCAUGCCUGGUAGUCCUGAGGACUACUACAGAUCUGUGGACAGUGAUCUAAAGGUGGAGCUGACAGAGAAACUGUUCUCCCUGGACACUGAAGCUAAGAGUCACUGUACUCAGAUGGACCACAGUGAUCUGGAUCUGGAGACCCUGGCUCCCUACAUUCCCAUGGAUGGGGAGGACUUCCAGCUGAGCCCCAUCUGCCCAGAGGAGGCUCUCUCUGAGGGGUGUCCCAUCGGAGACCAGGACAGCUUCCGCGACAUUGCCAGCCUGUUCCAGCCCCUGGAUACGCCCCCUCCCGCUCACCUCCACUGUCCCAUCACAUCCCCAGGGGAAAAAGGAGCCCCCGGCUCCGCCCCCCUGGAACGACGAGGACCCCUGCCCUACCCAGGCCCCACUGCGAUGCCCCAUUACCGCGCCCCAGCCUGCACCCCACUUUCUGCCAUGGGAGGGCAGCAGAACCCGCAGUGGCCCCCUGAUCCACCGUUUCUGUACCCCCGCAACACCAGCAGCAUGGCCAACCUACUGCCAGGGACUCAGGUGUACCAAGAUCACCCCCCCGAUCACCUGGCCCUCCUCAAACAGAGGAGCCUGGAGGGCCUCGUCCCGCCGCGCACAGUCAUGAGCCCAGCCAGAAUCGCUCUGGCUAACAGCCUCAAGCGCAAGAGACAGCUGGAGUUUGGAGACCAGUGCGCUUUUACACAGAUGCGCCAGGAGGAGAGGUCCUGCAGUGAGGCCACAGAGACCAUGUGGAAAAGGAUGAAGACAGUGAUGAGUAACACCUGUGGCUUUCCACAGCAGAAGUCCCAUAGUGCCAGUGCACUCCCAGUCAUUCAGAGAGGUGGAGACCCACCCUUUAGCCCACUACUGGAACACAGGAAUUCACAGUGCUCUGUAAACAGGCCCAGGGAGCCCAAAGAGCCCUGGCCGGGUCGGAUUGGUACCCCCAGCUAUCAAGAGUGCGGCAUGCUCCGAUCACCCAAAACAGGAAUGGCCAGCCGCCUGUUGGUGCCCUCCUUCGAGACGUACCCCCUGCCGGAGCUGACGCGUUACGACUGCGAGGUCAACGUCCCGCUCCAGGGCAACCUGCACCUGCUGCAUGGGUGUGACCUGCUGAGAGCGCUGGACCAGGCCACCUAGAGCCAGACCACGCCCGGCCACGCCUGGCCAACGCCCAGCCAACGCCCGGCCACCGCCUGGCCCCAACCAUGAGCCUAUAUCCGAAAGACAGCAGCUUUACUUCAGUCAUGUCAAUGUUUUUAUGUGCACGUAUCUACAGUAUAUAUUUUUGAAUUAGAGUCAUUACUGAAUACAAAUAGAGGAUAUGUUACAGAGACUGCUGUAUUUCCUGCUCUCGAAUUUGACUACUGUGAGGCCUUUUGCUGUCUCUCUGUCUCUAACUGUUUUCUGAAGUGUGAAAAAAAAUCGACACUCGAUUUGUGUUUGAUCUUACUGUGAAUGUACUGUCUAUUUUAAAUAAAGGUGUUUUUUUUUUCUUUCUCGGUAAGACAGCUGGCUUUUUUUCUUUUUCCUCUUCUCUCCUCUCCUCCCUUCUCCCUCUCUCCUCUCUCUCUUCAUCCCUGUUGAUGGAUUCAUGCAUUGUGGUUAGUACUGAUAGUGGUGAGGUCUUAUUUUGUGUUUCUGUGUGAAGUCCCUGCUCUCGUUCCUAUAGAUCUCUCUGACGCGCUUGCUUUUCUGAUAUAUUGGACGCUGUGUCCACAGCACAGAGUUUCCUGUCUUUAUACCAGAUUCGAAAAAGAGUGACAGGAUCCAUCAGGGGUCAAAGGUCAUAGUAAAUCACUCCUGCCUAAAUCUAAUUCUCAACCUCUACAUCUUCUUCUUCCUCUUCUCUCUCUGUCUUGCCCCAUUAUAGAAGGUGUUGAGUACCUGUGUGCUGGCCACCGUAAGCCUAUAUGCAUUUAUAACAUAUUUAUAGAGGUAAUUUCUGCAGCUAACCCUGGUAUUUAUGAUAGUAUUUUAGUAUUGGUUGGUUUCUUGGUACUUGUUUAUGUCUACCCAGUAGCAGUUUAACUUUCUUGUAAUCUUGAGGAGUUGCCUUUUUCAUUUCUUUUGCUGUGCUGUUUUUAUUGUGAUUUUGUUGUGUUUUUUCUGUGAUAGUGCUGUUAUAUGCAGAAACAUUAAUUUGUCACCAGUCGAGUACCAUCACGGUUCCGGAAAUUGAAAAUAAGAAAGAGACAGGAAAUUGGAAAAAUGAUAACUGCUUAUAUUGGUGUGGUUCAUUCACAACAUGCAUCAAUUUAAACCCAUUAAAUGAAAAUUACUUGCCAAAAUAAGUUUAAACACAUCAAAAAAAGGACAGCUACUCGAUAAUACUAACUUGAUUAUGGUGCGCUUUGCCAGGUUGCGUUUAUUUUUUGUUUCUGCCCAGUCUCUGUAUCUCGUUCUUUAUUAACACUGUUUAUGCUUGCUGUUGGUUGUCUGAGACGUUGUGUAAGUGUUAUUUUAGUGUUCUUCAAAAGUAUGGUCUCUGAAAAUGAAAUGAAUUCCUCUCAUAACACUGACAGCAUGCACAGAGAUACACACACUGCAAAACAUGCUUACUCUGUCUCACACACACACACACACACACACGCACGUAUGCACGCACACACACACACGCACACACACACGCACACACACUCUGAGCUCAAAAGGGGCCUUUAUCCUGUGAAAAGCAGGAGAUUAAAUCUAACCUUCCGAAAACUCAGACUGCUGGUGCAUCUUAAUCUUAUGUUUUAUUGGUACAGAUGAACUCCUAUUUCCUUUUUACUGCAGUGAGCCUAAUGUAGCAGUUCUGCCUGGGGGCAUGAAGUCAUUCACACUAAUUCCCACUAAUACCUCUCCGUAUACUGUCUGUCUUAUAUGGCUCCAAAUACUGAUUCCCUCUGAUAUCUCUACACAUAAUGAUUCCCUCUGGUAUCUCUCCAAAUACUGAUUCCCUCUGAUAUCUCUCCACAUACUGAUUCCCUCUGAUAUCUCUCCAAAUACUGAUUCCAUCUGAUAUCUCUCCACAUAUUGAUUCCCUCUGAUAUCUCUCCACAUACUGAUUCCUUCUGAUGUCUCUCCAAAUACUGAUUCCCUCUGAUAUCUCUCCAAAUACUGAUUCCCUCUGAUAUCCCUCCACAUACUGAUUCCCUCUUAUAAUACUCCACACACUGAUUCCCCCUGCUAUCUCUCCAAAUACUGAUUCCCUCCGAUAUCUCUCCACAUAUUGAUUCCCUCUGAUAUCUCUCCACAUACUGAUUCCUUCUGAUGUCUCUCCACACACUUCAAAGCUUUUGUCAGCCUUAAAGGUGGUAUCACUAGCACUUUAAUGAACAUGAUGAGGAUAUUUUUUCUGCUUUGUCUGCUUUCAUCGGCAUUUGUAGCCAUAUAUACAGUAUAUAUAUAUAUUUGCUGAUGAUAUGAGCAAUUUUAAUAUUCUAAGGUCAUCUGGAUACAUUAAUAUCCGAAGUGAUAUUCCUGUAUGGAAACUCUUACACGGUGGGAAACUGUAUCUAUGAUAUAUAUAUAUAUUAAAUCACACUGAAUUUA